AUGAGCAUCUGCCUCACGUUCAUAUCAGCGGGGACCCUGCUUCAAAAUGUCCCCUCCGAACUGCACUGGUGGGACAUGAGUGGCGACAUCGAGGGGAGCCAAGGUCUCCGGCUGCUGGACAUCCGGGUGCCCCAGUACGGCGAGCUCCACGGCUCCGUCACCAUGACCUGCGACUUCAAGCUGGAGGACACGAAGCUGUACUCGGUGAAGUGGUACAAGAACGACUUCGAGUUCUUCCGCUACAUCCCGGACAACUCGCCCCAGACGCAGUCGCUGCCCGUGCCCGGCAUCCUGCUGGACCUGAGCUCGUCCAACAUGACGACCAUCACGCUGAUCCGGCUGGGCUUCAACAGCUCCGGCACGUACCGCUGCGAGGUGUCCACGGAGGCGCCCGACUUCAAGACUGUGGUGGGCAGCGGCGACUUGAGCGUCAGGGGUGAGUCGCCAGCUUAG
Bacillus rossius redtenbacheri is the source of this 453-nucleotide messenger RNA. RefSeq lists its product as uncharacterized. The record is from RefSeq and is a predicted model, not a curated record. The transcript is spliced from 3 exons. NCBI's taxonomy places the organism in Eukaryota, Metazoa, Arthropoda, Insecta, Phasmatodea, Bacillidae. Bases 1 to 453 code for a protein of 150 amino acids.